This is a messenger RNA of Mollisia scopiformis, 1032 nucleotides long. RefSeq lists its product as uncharacterized. Lineage: Eukaryota; Fungi; Ascomycota; Leotiomycetes; Helotiales; Mollisiaceae. The transcript has a single exon. The coding region runs from base 123 to 785 and encodes 220 amino acids. The record is from RefSeq and is a predicted model, not a curated record.
GACGCAGCAUCAAACAACCCUAUUGUCCCAGCCAGUAGUUGGUCUGAAGCAUGGUCUGAAGAACUCUAGUAUGGACCGGGGCUUCUGUUUUAGAACAGGUUCUUUUGCCUAUAUGACUCGGCAUGCCCCAGAGGAAAGUAUACAUCACUUCCCCUCACUCUCAAUAUCCACGAAACUUCCACUUACCUCACCAUCCAACAUACAAGCAGAAAAUGGCUACUAACACUAAACCCACUCCAAGCACUACCUCAAAUCUGUCUGCUACAGCCACGAUCUUUGAUCCGUUGUCCUCUUUGAAAGCUGAGCUCGCAGCAGCAGAAGCUCAUCUGACUAACCUCAAAGCCUCAUUCAGUCACGCCAUUUAUGCUGCACUCGGAGAAGAAUCUUGCUGUGAUCCCAUCGAAGAGUAUCUCGCAAUCAAAACCCACGACCGCCUCGUUGCUACUCAGCUCUUUCACCUCGAAGAGGAGAGAGAGCAGAUUCGGCAAUGGAAGGAGUGGAAUGAGAUUGAGAAAAUCUUGGAAAUUGGACGCGAGAGUUUUCGGGCUGAGAUGAAGAUGGAGGACGUGCAAUCUAUAACGAUAGGGUUUGAGACCCAGUUCGAAGAAAUUGAGAGGGAGCAAAAACUGUUGAUAGAGUGUGGUGAGCAAGUACAGGUAAGUGAUGAGGAGAUGAAGGAGUAUCACCGAGUGCAAGAGCGUAAGUUUUUGGGUAACAAGAUGAAAGUCAAGCUGGCUGACAGUAUAGCACGAAGAGCAAGGUUGGCUCACGGUCUGACUAGCUAAAGCUGAGAUAGCUUGAAUAUCGGGAAAUGAUCUUAAGUAGUCUGCUGCGCAGAUUUCGAGAGUGAGUCAAUGAUUACUGCGUCCCCAUAGAUGCACAAAUGAAAUUCUAUCAUCAAUAACACAAUUCCCAAAUGACAACGUGAUUCUAGCCUGGUUUGUAUCGCUAGUUUAGGACUAGCGUAGAUUGAAAUCGGGCAAGCUUCAACUCUGAAGGUGAGAUUCUGCUCAAGCACGAAUGACAAAAGGG